This is a messenger RNA of Drosophila eugracilis, 1237 nucleotides long. RefSeq names its product mucin-7. Gene Ontology annotation, molecular function: chitin binding. The coding region runs from base 68 to 1042 and encodes 324 amino acids. Gene Ontology annotation, cellular component: extracellular region. The transcript has a single exon. NCBI's taxonomy places the organism in Eukaryota, Metazoa, Arthropoda, Insecta, Diptera, Drosophilidae. The record is from RefSeq and is a predicted model, not a curated record.
CCAGCCAGUUAGUCCGUCGAAAGAAGUUUCCAAAACGAAAACCUGAAAUUACGAAACCCAUAACGACAUGUUCAAGAUAUCGAUGCUUCUGGGCCUGGCCCUCAUCCUGGCCCCAUCAAUGAUCCAUGCCAAAUCCCUGUGUCGGGAAAGCGGAUACUUCGCCUUAGUGGAUAAAACACCCGAAUAUUACGCUUGCCAGGCCAUCGGCUCAGGUGUCUUCUCUACUCGAUUCUUGCGUUGCCCCGACGGUCUGGUCUUCAGCUCCUCGGUGGCUCAAUGCAUUCCUUCGAUCUCCGCGUUUGAGGCUCGUGAGAAUAGCGACAUCGAGAAUCCCACCAUUCCCACCGAUACGCCCGGGAACCUAAACGAUAGCACGGUCGAUCCAACCACUGAAAAACCAGCCACUGAAGCUCCUGCAACGACUGAAGCUCCUGCUACGACUGAAGCUCCUGCAACGACUGAAGCUCCUGCAACGACUAAAGCUCCUGCAACGACUGAAGCUCCUGCCACCACUGAAGCUCCUGCCACCACUGAAGCUCCUGCCACCACUGAAGCUCCUGCAACCACGGAGAAACCUGCCACCGAUGCUCCUGCAACCACGGAGAAGCCUGCCACCGAUGCACCUGCAACAACGGAGAAUCCUGCCACUGUAACCGAUGAACCUGUCACCGAUGAGCCUGUCACCGAUGAACCUGUCACCGAUGAACCUGUCACCGAUGAACCUGUCACCGAUGAACCUGUCACCGAUGAACCUGUCACUGAUGAGCCUGUCACCGAUGAACCUGUCACCGAUGACCCUGUAACUGAUGAGCCCAGUACUGCCACCACUACAGACGGCGACGUGACCGAAACUACCAGCGAUGAUGAUGGGAAUGAGAUCAAUUGCGCUACCACCGGAUUUUUCCCAAUAGCUGACUGCAGUAAAUUCGUGCUCUGCACUUAUGCCGAUUCCAAUGAACUCCAAGGCUUUAUCUACAAAUGCCCCAACGGACUGAACUUCAAUCCCUAUGAGGGAUACUGUGUAGAGAACUACACGUGCUGAAAACCUACUAAAAAGGAGGUUGAUCCCUUCGGUAAUCGAGGAUUGAAUGGGUGGCUGGUAAUGAUGAAAUGCAAUAAAAACCAGUCACUAAAGCAACAAAGUUGUAGCUUUUAUUUACUUCAUUUUUUUUUUCAAAUGUGAUUACCUUUUUUUUUGUUUUUGUUUUGAAGUGAAUAAAUUCUAGUUAAAUUAUUA